AUGGCGCCCCUCGCGUCCUCGCCACGAAGCGGCACCACCCUCGCCGCCUCGUUCGCAGCAGCGCUCGCCCUCGUUGCAUUGUUCGUAUGCACGAGCGCACCACCAGCAUUCGCAGCGAAGCUCCAGCCAGCCAAGCGGGACUACGACUCGCACGUGUACUAUGUUCUCGAGGUCGACGAGGCGCAGCUUGCGAUGGGAGGGCGGACGCCGCAUGAGAUUGCAGAGGCGCUUGGGGCGGAGCACGUCGAGCAGGUGGGAGAGCUCAAGGGUCACUACUUGAUCCGGGCGGAGGCGGGAGAGGUCGACCGAGGCGAGGAGCAGUGGGAACUUGCGGCGACGGCGCAGGCGGUGAAUGGGAACGACGUGCGGCGACGGACAGUUAAGGGUGUCGAGGAGGGCAAGCGGGACAAGGUACUCGAGCGGUACGAGCUGCUGCGGAGACGUCUGCCGGGCCCGGCUUCGCACCUUCACGCCAAACGCUCCCUCUCCUCCUCUUCCCGCCUCGUUCGGUCACUCGAGCGCCAACACCCCCGUCAGCGAGUCAAGCGCGACCUUCCCGUCCUUCCCCCUUCCCAACCCUGGUCGACUAAACUCCGCCGACGAGCCUUUCUCCCUCUCCUCGGCGAACGAGACCCGCAACAACCUGGUGUCGGCAUCGUCGAUGCGACUCUCGGCACAGGCCUGAUCGCAGCCAUGGCGUCCAAGUUCAAGAUCUUCGACCCGCUGUGGUCGAAGCAGUGGCACCUCGUCAACGGAGUCAUGCCGGAGAACUCGAUCAACGUGACGGGCGUGUGGGAGCAGGGAAUCGUCGGGAAGGGCGUCAACGUCGCAAUCGUCGACGAUGGACUCGACAUGCAUUCGGACGACCUGGCCGCCAACUUCCACGCCGAUGGCUCGUGGGACUACAACGACAACACCGCCUUGCCCCAACCUCGCCUCGCCGACGACCAGCACGGCACCCGCUGCGCAGGCGAGAUCGCCGCCGUCAAGAACGACGUCUGCGGAGUUGGCGUCGCUCACGGCGCCGGCAUCGCCGGCAUCCGCAUCCUUUCUGCAUCCAUCUCGGACGCCGAUGAAGCCUCGUCGCUUAACUACGGCUACCAAACCAAUGACAUCUACUCGUGCUCGUGGGGACCGCCUGACGACGGUCGUUCGAUGGAGGCGCCUGGCCGGCUGAUCGUCCAGGCGAUGCUGAACGGCGUCCAGAACGGUCGACAGGGCAAAGGGUCGAUCUUCGUCUUUGCGAGCGGCAACGGCGGAGCGGUCGACGAUCAGUGCAACUUCGACGGCUACACGAACAGCUUGAUGAGCAUCACGGUUGGCGCGAUCGACCGCAAGGGCCUGCAUCCGUUCUACUCGGAGGCGUGCAGCGCCAACAUGGUCGUCACCUACUCGUCGGGCAGCGGCGACAACAUUCACACGACCGACGUCGGCAAGCAGACCUGCACCGACCGCCACGGCGGUACUUCCGCUGCCGCCCCCAUCGCCGCCGGCAUCUUCGCUCUCGUCCUUGAAGUCCGCCCCGACUUGACCUGGCGCGACAUGCAACACCUCUGCGUCCGCACGGCCGUCCAGAUCAACCCGAACGACCCCGACUGGCAGAUGACGGCUUCCGGACGACCUUACAACCACAAGUACGGGUUCGGCAAGCUGGACGCGUACGCCAUCGUCGAGGCCGCCAAGUCGUGGAAGCUUGUCAAGCCGCAAGCGUGGUGGCAGUCUCCGCUGGCCUACGCGGACAAGAUCAACACGCACCUCGGCAUGCCCAUCACGGCGGACGGCGUGACCGCAGAACUCGCCGUCACCACCCAGGACCUCAAGGCGGCUAACCUCGAGAAGCUCGAGCACGUCACCAUCACCGUCUUCAUCGAGCAUCAGCGCCGCGGAGACGUCGAAGUUGAGCUCGUUUCGCCAAAGGGCAUGAAGAGCAUUCUUGCCCGCCCGCGGCGGUUCGACGAGAGUGCGGAGGGAAUGAUGGGCUGGGUCUUCAUGAGCGUCAAGCACUGGGACGAGGACCCGGUCGGGACCUGGACUUUGCGCGUCCGGGAUCGCCAGGACAACCAGAAGUCGGGCACCUUCUACCGCUUCGCGAUCCAGCUCUGGGGCUCGGCCAUCGAUGCCACGCUUGCGAAGCCGUACCAGCUGGCGUUCGAGGACGAAGAGGGCAACGAGGUCGAGCCGGAGCCGGUCGCUUCGACUUCUGUCCCUGCCGUUGCUGUCGGAACAACAGCGACGAACCCUUCGGCGCCGACCAAGACCUACAUCAAGCCGACGGCGCACUUGCCGGACGACCACGCCGAGGCGACGGGCGAGGCGCACUCUUCGUUCGGCGAUGGCUACCACCAGCCGACUCCGACCGCUCAGCCAGCAGCCGGCAAGGGCGAUGAGCUCGACGAGAUCGACUACUCGCUUCCGCCUUCAUCAUCAGCGACGUCGAUUUCCGGUUCGCUGUACGACCAGACGCCCGGCUACCUCGCCGGCCUCUCCUCUCUCGUCGGGUCGACGACCUGGCUCUUCGUCGCAGCCGGCACGAUUGUCAUCUUCAUCGCCGGCGCCACGGCAUACCUAUUCCUCCGCCGUCGCUCGGUGCAACGAGGAGGAGGCGGACGCGGCGGGUACGCCUUCGCUCCCGCGACCGACUUUGAAGACUUUGACGAAGACGACGAGGAUCUCGUGCCGAUGAGCGCGAUGGAGCGGGGCGGCGUGAGCAGGACUGGCGGCGCAAGGACGCGGGACCUCUUCAACGCGUUCGCCCUCAACUCGGAUGAGGAGGACGAUUCGGGCGACGAGGGACAAGAGCUGGUGCAGCACAAGCGGGAGGCGAGGCGGUCGGCGGAGGAGAUAGAGCAUGCCGAGCGAGGGCAUGUGCGGUUCCAGGACGAGCCGGCCGGUACCCCUUUAACGGCAGCCGAGCAGGAGAGGCGAGCGAGGGAGGAGUUCUCUGACUAG
Molecule: messenger RNA, 2949 nt
Organism: Rhodotorula toruloides NP11
Lineage: Eukaryota; Fungi; Basidiomycota; Microbotryomycetes; Sporidiobolales; Sporidiobolaceae
Product: kexin
Exons: 5
Coding region: 1-2949 (982 amino acids)
Biological process (GO): protein processing
Cellular component (GO): trans-Golgi network; Golgi membrane
Molecular function (GO): serine-type endopeptidase activity
Source: RefSeq, a predicted model, not a curated record